Messenger RNA from Caenorhabditis briggsae, 1740 nucleotides. The transcript is spliced from 7 exons. The record is from RefSeq and is a predicted model, not a curated record. The coding region runs from base 1 to 1740 and encodes 579 amino acids. Gene Ontology annotation, molecular function: proton channel activity. Gene Ontology annotation, cellular component: membrane. NCBI's taxonomy places the organism in Eukaryota, Metazoa, Nematoda, Chromadorea, Rhabditida, Rhabditidae. Gene Ontology annotation, biological process: proton transmembrane transport.
AUGAUUAUGAAAUUCAAAAAACGAGUUACAGUAACCUUUUCAGAAUCUCUAAAAAACAAGGUGUCGACUGCAAGCACUUCGUAUUCGAUAUCUACGGAUGAUUAUAUCAGCCAUGACAAUGAACCACAGUGGACGAGGAAUUCUACGGCCAAAAGCUUCUGCAUCAACAUGCUCUGCUCCAUCUACGCAUUGAUCCUCACCAUGGUCGCAUUUGUAAUCGAGAUCUCUCCCACAUGGCGAUCCGAAGACAUGUGGCUACCGUACUCGAUAUUUUGUGUCCUGAUGUAUGCAGUAGCAGUUUCCUAUUUUAUCUAUCUCUAUCUAUUCGUGAUUUAUCCCAAUAUAAUCAAUUCAUGCAUUUAUCUUCUAUUCCGGAAGGGAUGGCUGGUGGACCCAGGAAAAUGGCUCCGCGAUGAGCCGGUGUUUAAUGGAGAUGGUGCGGGUACAAUGUAUCUUCGGGUUGGGACUUUAUUUUUCGGGUCAAUGGGAAGUGUGUUAUGGGGAACCGAGGUGCUUUUAUGUUUUUUCGAAAACCAGCGACAUGGAAUUUACGUCGUCAAGUACACAUUGGCAGUUGUUUUUACCUACAUGCAAAUGCAUUUCAUUUUUUCUAACUCGAAAAUCUCUCUGAAACGAUCCAAUAUUAUUGCUAAAUUUGGUUUAAUGCAUUGCGUUGCUGUCAAUUUAUGGACAUGGCUUUCAAUUUGUCUCAUCAAAUCGAGCAUCAAACAUGCGAAAAAAGAAAUAAAGUAUGCUGAGGAAGAAGCCAAGAACGCUACCAAAACCGAAGUAUUCACCAAAUGGUCUUACGAUUUCACAAUGGACGAGUUUGGACCUCACGAUAAACAACUACGAGCUAUAAUCAAGCUAGGAAGCAAUUCGGAGCUUCUCCUAACAUGUCUUGUGGAAUUCUCUCUGAUUGCUGCAGUUAUCUGUUUUAUAAUCUGGAAAAAUGAUGAUCCAAACCCAGGAGAAUCCCCUAAAAAAAAAAAGAAACGAAGCUUCCGAUUCGAUUGCAGUGGAACAUCAACUGGAAUCUUUUUGGGGAUCGUAGUUCAUAUCAUUUCUACAGUAGUCAUUGGAAUGCAUGGGAUUCUGACGAAAAGCCAUAAGACGAACGCAGCAGAUCUUCUCGUGGGAUACACGGAUUUUCUGAUGUUCCUUGUAACACUACUGGCGUGUGUUUUGGCAUUCUUCCAGAUGAGAAAACUCCAAUACAGGUUGCAUGCUCAUGGAGAAGUUAUCGAUGAUAUUUUGUUGAUUGUUGGGUUGGCUGGCGAGUGUGUUUAUUCUUGUACUGGGAUGGAUUUGUAUUUGAAUGAUCGGUUGACGAAGCAGACGGUUACAUGGAUCACAAUUCCAUCGUUUGUGUUGAGAAUCACUGAAGUUUUGGUUCAAACGGUUUUCAUUUUGUUCGCGUCCAGAAUGCGAUGUUACACCUACUUAAACCGUGAGAAACAACCUGGAAAACAAGUAAUCACAUUUCUCCUUGUUUGCAACAUCAACUUGUUUAUCUACCAUACGUUUGAAACAAUGGAAUCAAAUUUCGGGUUCCCACUCAAACUACCCGACAAUUACUCUGUUAUGCUCAGUAUUGCUUCCCCCAUUGUUGUCUUCUAUAGAUUUCAUAGCUCCGCGUGUCUGGCAGAGAUUUGGAAACACACGUAUUCCCGGAAGCAUCACCAUGAGCAGUUGAUCCAUGAGCCAACGACAGAGAAUACUGUUGUGAAAAAACUUUAA